AACAGCCCCGGAUGUGGGCGGAACCUUGAUGGAGGGCCUCCGCUGCGGCGGUUUGGAGAGGCAGAAUUAUGUCUUCUCCUUAAUUAUCAUGUGAGGGCCUAAGAAUUUAAUGGGGGGAAAAGUGUGGAAGAGGACUAAGAUCCAAACUGGCGCACUUCCCGACCUUCGCUGCCCUCUCGGCUCUCCCGCCAACCGCACUACCAGGGUGUGUCUCCCUUAUUUCAUCCCCGAAACAGCCUCUCUAAACUGGUUAAAUGAGAAUGUCCUUGGCUCAGAGAGUGCUCCUCACCUGGCUUUUCACAUUGCUCUUCCUCAUCAUGUUGGUGUUGAAACUGGACGAGAAAGCACCGUGGAAUUGGUUCCUCAUAUUUAUUCCAGUCUGGAUAUUUGACACUAUCCUUCUCGUCAUGCUGAUUGUGAAAAUGGCUGGACGGUGUAAGUCUGGCUUUGACCCCCGACAUGGAUCACACAAUAUUAAAAAAAAAGCCUGGUACCUCAUUGCAAUGUUACUUAAGUUAGCCUUCUGCCUCGCACUGUGUGCUAAACUGGAACAGUUUACUACCAUGAAUCUUUCCUAUGUCUUCAUUCCUUUAUGGGCCUUAUUGGCUGGAGCUCUAACAGAACUUGGAUAUAAUGUCUUUUUUGUGAGAGACUGACCUCCGAGUACAUCGUCUCAUUUCUGUUGUUGUUCAACAAGCUAUACAGUAUUCCAAAUGUUUGCAAGUUUCAAGAAUAACAGAACUGAAGGAAAAAUACCAAGUGUAGUCUUAAACUACUAGGGAACAGGAUUGGUUUGGCACAAACUUGUAGCUAACCCUAAGCUAAAUUAUUCAAUAUCUUGAGUUCAUAUCUUUAUUAUCCCUGUGUAAAUAAAGCUUGUUUCUGACCUCA
This is a messenger RNA of Apodemus sylvaticus (European woodmouse), 891 nucleotides long. RefSeq names its product transmembrane protein 60 (gene Tmem60). Lineage: Eukaryota; Metazoa; Chordata; Mammalia; Rodentia; Muridae. The transcript has 2 exons. The record is from RefSeq and is a predicted model, not a curated record. Bases 255 to 656 code for a protein of 133 amino acids.